Molecule: messenger RNA, 996 nt
Organism: Yamadazyma tenuis ATCC 10573
Lineage: Eukaryota; Fungi; Ascomycota; Pichiomycetes; Serinales; Debaryomycetaceae
Source: RefSeq, a predicted model, not a curated record
AUGGAGAUCUCUAAACUCACGAGUCCUCAGGAGUGGAAGUACUUUGCCAAGGGAAAUGCCAAUAUCCUUUUUGAGUACACCGGAAGCAAUGACUACUUGAGGCAUAAGCUUUUACGAUUGAGACUUCUCAAGGAGGAUGAUCAGUACAUUUCCACCUGUGAAUUGUACGACUUCAUUGAGCUCCGAUGCAAACACCUCUUUCCCGAAAUGAUCAUCGAUAUUCAAUUGGUGGUUUUGACGGGCGAAUUUGUCCAUAACUUGGAUUCCAAUGGUCACAAGAUGAUGAUCCAAGAACGCUACGGGUUGUUACUACCGAACAUCUUAGAAGGAGAGAAUAACAAACAGGCGUUGUCAAAGAACUGCAACUUGUAUUUUGACGAUCAAUUUAAUGCCAUCACCCUUGAGUUGAAGCCUAAAUGGCUUUAUGACAAUAAGAACAAUAACUAUUGUCGGACGUGCCUGUUGAAUCAACUCAGAGGAUUCGAACGACACUUUUGUCCCUUAGACUUUUUGUACCCUGAGGCCUUACAAGAAGGACUCGAUGAUGUGUUCAAGGCUGUUCCUGACGACUUGGUACAACAAAUUCAAAAAAAUAUUCCUGUUAAGCAGCUUUUCAUGCAAUAUUUGCAGAGUCCCAAAAAUGUGUUUCAAAAACUCAAGCAGUACCAGAAAAUUAACGACAAAAAUGACUUGAUAGAGAACUUGACGUCACCGAACGAUGUAUCAGUGAACCUCUGGCUCGUGAUGACGCUUCGAGAUGUAGGGUUGUUUCUCAAGUUUGAGAAGUAUGAUCGAAACAACAACAUCCACAACAGCCAUAAUAACGUUAACAAUCUCAUCACUAUCGAUAAUGGAAAGUACCUUUUGACAAGCAAUAUUUACGACUUGGAUCUCAAGUCCAAAAGUAAGUACAAGCAUUGGUUGAAUAUCGAGCAUCAAUUACAACCCAUAUAUAACUCUUCGAACCCUACGUGGAGAUAUUGCAUUAAACGAUAA